GUAUAAUUGAAUUGCUAUUUCUUGGAGUUGUAUCUUUAGCUGAGUCCUUAAAGCUCUACGUAUCACAAAGAUGGGUAGAGAGGAUAAAGCUAGUUGGAAGGCAGGAUACUUCCAAAAACUCAUCCAACUUUUGGAAGAGUAUCCAAAAUGCUUCAUUGUUGGAGCUGACAAUGUCGGAUCAAAACAGAUGCAGCAGAUUCGAAUGUCUCUGCGAGGCACUGCUGUUGUUCUCAUGGGUAAAAAUACCAUGAUGAGGAAAGCCAUUCGUGGUCAUAUUGAACGUAAUGCAGCUUUGGAAAAAUUAUUGCCACACAUCAAAGGCAAUGUUGGUUUUGUCUUUACUCGUGGAGACCUUGUUGAAGUUAGAGACAAACUUUUGGAGAACAAAGUUCGCGCUCCUGCAAGAGCUGGAGCUAUUGCUCCUUUGAGUGUUGUCAUCCCAGCACAAAAUACUGGUUUGGGUCCUGAAAAAACAUCUUUCUUCCAGGCUUUGAGUAUCCCAACCAAGAUUUCCAAAGGAACAAUUGAAAUUAUUAAUGAUGUCAACAUCUUGAAAGAAGGUGACAAAGUUGGUGCUUCAGAAGCUACACUUCUGAACAUGUUGAACAUUUCUCCAUUCUCAUAUGGUUUGAUUGUUCAACAAGUAUAUGAUUCAGGAACCAUCUUUGAUCCAAGUAUUCUUGAUAUCAAACCAGAAGAUCUUCGUGAAAAGUUCAUGGCUGGAGUUGCCAAUCUGGCAGCAGUUUGUUUAGAAAUUGGCUAUCCUACUAUUGCAAGUGUUCCACACAGCAUUGCUAAUGGAUUUAAGAACUUGUUGGCCAUUGCUGCUGUUACUGAUGUUGACUUUGAAGAAGCUGGUCCCAUCAAGGAGUACUUCAAGAAUGCUGCAUAAUUUUCUGUUCUGGAUAUAUGGUCAACAGUAAGAAACUCAUUUGAGAUCAGAAUUGAAUGCUGCUAAUGCUUUUUAUCGACAACUAAAUAAAUGACCAUUGUUGGUAACAAAUCAA
Messenger RNA from Phymastichus coffea, 1007 nucleotides. It is a transcript of the gene RpLP0, whose product is annotated as large ribosomal subunit protein uL10. Gene Ontology annotation, molecular function: large ribosomal subunit rRNA binding; structural constituent of ribosome. Gene Ontology annotation, cellular component: cytosolic large ribosomal subunit. The coding region runs from base 71 to 892 and encodes 273 amino acids. The transcript is spliced from 5 exons. Gene Ontology annotation, biological process: ribosome biogenesis; cytoplasmic translation; ribosomal large subunit assembly. NCBI's taxonomy places the organism in Eukaryota, Metazoa, Arthropoda, Insecta, Hymenoptera, Eulophidae. The record is from RefSeq and is a predicted model, not a curated record.